UUCUUUUUAGUUUGGUCAUCCAUCGUUACUCGAGUUGAGUCCAUUUCCUUGUGCAGGUGGAGGCUAUCUGGGAUAUCGCCGCAACGCAAUGGCCAGCAGAGACACCGUGAAAAGGGCGGAGCAGCUGGUAGAGACAUCAAUGAAAGGGAACGAUGCCUCCCAUGAUGCCUUGCACGUGUGGAGGGUCAGAGACCUUGCCCUUUCCCUCGCACGAGAGGAAGGCCUCUCCUCCAACCCCGACUCCAUGGAAAUCGUGGAGCUAGCUGCACUUCUUCACGAUAUAGGUGAUUACAAAUACUUGAGGGAUCCAUCUGAGGAGAAGCUUGUUGAGAAUUUUCUUGAGGAAGAGGGCAUAGCUGAGAGCAAAAAGAUAAAGAUAUUAAGCAUCAUAGAGGGAUUGGGUUUUAAAGACGAACUUGCAGGAGGAGGAAACCAGGAAUUUCCACCUGAAUUCGGGGUUGUACAAGAUGCUGAUCGUCUUGAUGCAAUCGGUGCCAUAGGAAUUGCUCGCUGCUUUACUUUCGGUGGGAACAGAAACAGAGUACUCCACGAUCCUACCAUCCUGCCACGAUCUGACUUAUCCAAGGAACAAUACAUGAAGAAAGAGGAGCAGACUACCGUGAAUCAUUUCCACGAGAAGCUUCUUAAGUUGAAGGAUUUGAUGAAAACUAAGGUACUCCUAUGUGCAAUUCAAUUCCAUAUAGCUGUAACCAUUAUUAGUGUCUAUUGCGCUAUUGAGUUUGGUAACCGUGGAAAUUUCAGGCAGGGCAAAGAAGGGCCGAGAAAAGGCAUAAGUUCAUGGAGGAAUUCCUAAAAGAGUUUUACGAGGAGUGGGAUGGGAAGGCCUGAAUGACUUUGAUUGUGUGAGUUCCUACAUUGGCAUGAUGUAUCAUAAUAAACAGGUCGGUGGCUCAGUUACUUCCCGUGAACUAUUUCUUUAUUUUCUACGUUUAAAUCAUGUCGAAUUGUGAUCUAUACCUGGAUUAAGAUUGUGUUAAUCGUGAUCUAUGCCUGCAUUAAGAUUGAAGCUGGUUUGGUGAA
Molecule: messenger RNA, 1041 nt
Organism: Hibiscus syriacus
Lineage: Eukaryota; Viridiplantae; Streptophyta; Magnoliopsida; Malvales; Malvaceae
Exons: 7
Coding region: 89-814 (241 amino acids)
Source: RefSeq, a predicted model, not a curated record